CAAUUGCUCAAAAAAAUAGAACUGUCCAUGCUGCCAAGGGAUAUUCAGGAAAUGUUCAGGUUGCAUUGCAGUUCUGUGAAGGUCUUACAAGAUUUAUGGGUGUUUGUUGUCCACAUUACAUGGCGUGGGAGUCUCCCAAUGUAUCGAGGAGUAGGAAGCCAAUAACUGCAGUUGGCAGGAAUCCAUGUUAGGACUAUGAAAAAGUCAAUUUAGUCGAGGACUUUGCCAUACGGUGAUCGUUAUGGUGUCAAGUAUUCUACAGGCUAACACAAUGCAUAGAUGGCCAUAUCAGAACCGAAGAAACUAUUGUGGGCACGUGACCAGCAAAUUCAAUCAAAUGUCUCAAUGUUCAGGUAAUUUGGCUGCAAGUUAGCCAGUGAUUAACAAGUUUUCAUUUGUACAUACCUGAGUGGGACGACGCACGAAGAAUUGCGCUCAUCUUUUCAAGGUGAAGUGAAUGCAGCCUAUUAUUUGAGAGUACAAAAACGUAUUGGAAGACCACAGCCCAAUAUAUGCGCUGUGGAGCUUGGGAGUGCAGCGAAAUAGGCCGCAGUUUUCUAAAGCAAAACCAUCACCCGUGACAGGUCGCAGCUGUUGUUAUGAUAGUGCAGUGAGGUGCAACCAACCCUCGCAAGCUGCAAAUGAUGGAUCUCCAGGAAGCAGCAAGACUCGAGCUCGGCGAAACACCAGAAAUCAGAAAGGAAUCUCUUGGACGUCUUUGUCAACUUAUAAGAGAGGCGCCAUCACUGGACGUUCCUAACGAUGAAAAAUUCCUGCUGAUGUUUCUUCGAGCCAAGAAGUACAGAGUUGAAGAUGCCUUCAAGGUGUUUCAGAACUACGUCCGCGUCCGUCAAGACGUACCGGACUUUUUCAGAGACCUUACGCCAGCAAACGCACCACUCAGGAAAAUUUCCCACGAGAACCAUCUGGUGAUGACCUCUGCGGACGGCGACGCACAUGGAAGGGGCGUUGCCCUUCUUAGGAUAGGUGCCUGGAAUCCUACAAUGUGCUCACUCACAGAUUUAAUUAGAGGCACGCUGAUUUUGGCCAGCAGCUGUUUUUAUGAAGACAGCUCACAAAUACACGGAGUGGCGGCCAUUGUGGACUUAGAGGGACUUGGUUUCCAUCAUUUCAGGCAACUAACUCCAUCGUUACUCAUUAAGCUGGCCCACAUCAUGCAGGACUGUGCACCGAUACGAUUGAAGGCUUUGUACAUAAUCAACUACCCAUCUGCGUUCAAGGCCUUGUUUGAAGUCGUGAAACCUUUUAUAAAGCAGAAGCUUUUAACAAGGAUUCACUUCAUUGGGGAAGACGUCUCGCAGCUUUGGAAGAUCUGUCCCCGUGAUCUGGUACCGGCAGAAUUUGGUGGCACGCGAGAUGAUUUCGACUACGACCGCCAAGAUGAGUCUGCACGCCGAAAAAGUGAUUUGUUCGAAGAUUUGUGUCGUUUUGACUGCCCAGCACAGUGAGAGAUAUGUUAAGAGUAGAAGUUACAAUUUUUGACGAAGGAGAAGCAGGUUUUAUAGUUUUUGCUGCAUCUUAAUGACUAUUCAACAAUAUUGCAAAACGAGUUAGUUCGAAUUAUAUAUGUGAACAGACAGCGAGCCUUCUGUUGAAUGCCCAGCAAUUUGGAGCCUUUACCUCCGCGUUAUCAUUAAAAAUGAAGUGAAAUCUCACCGUUCACGCUUUAUUUCAAAACACAAUUGUUCUCUUAUAUCUCGCGCCAUCUCUAUUAUAUAGCAUCAUCAAUGUACAUGCAAGAAGAAUGAUUUCACAGAAAAGUGCCACCACUUUGUUUUAUAUCACUUGAUAGCACAGUGCAUAAGGGUACAUGUGAGGCUUUGGGCUACAUGCCAAAAAGCCAAGGCUGCUGUCAUAUACUGUAUUUCCCGGUCUAUAAGAUGUGUUCUUGCCCCGCAAUUUCAUCGGUGCGUCUUUGGCAACGGUGCGUCUUCUAUAUGCAUGAAACCAAGCCUGCUGACGUGACCAGUAAACACAUAUUUUUUCGCGAGUACAUGAAACCAUGCGCGGCUGCAUUCUAAAAAAAAUCGAAUCUCAUUUUAACCAAAAUUUAAACUGGUAACGAAGGCUUAAACUGGUAGCGAAGUUUCCAUAGAAGACCACAUGUCUGUGUGUCGGGGGGACAACAUUUGUAAAAAAAGAAAUACAGAAAAAGGUUGGACAUCACACCCAGAAAUGGAGGUGACGUUGAGAUGUUAUGGUGCUUGGCGCGAAUAUCUGAAUUGCUUUAUGGUCUGGCAUUUCGACCGCUACGCAAGCAGUUAUAUUUCUUCUCUGAGCUUACGGCUAGCCUCAGCUGAUGUGCUAGCGUGUCACUAAACCGCAGCAGUGCCUGUAUCUUACAGUGAACAUAAUAAAGCUAGUACUUGUGAAAGCUUCAAAGAUUAUGUCAAAGGUUUUGCAGAUGUUCUAUACUGGGACUGUGCGCUGGUCAUAGAACUUAUCAUCCAUGGAAACAUAUGUGUUGUUUGGUCACGUGUAUUGAGUCCUUAAUUCUCCGCGAGUAAAAGUGAACUUCUAUUUGAAACCUUUCUUGUACUGUCAUUCAUUCCCAUCUGUCACGCAAAACGUGCGCUGUCGUGCCAUUCGACGGAACGAACUCGGACGAAAGGGAGUUUACAGCAAACACAAACUUCAUUUCGGCACGUAAACAGAAACAGAGAGUACGAUAACAAUUGGGAACCAAGACCCUGUCAGGCUUAAUAGUUAACAAAGCUUUCCUUCGACAAUGUUCUUAUAAACUUCUACAACAGCAGAACUACCCAAAAUUUUUCACAUUCUAUAACAAGCACAUAACGUGCUGUCCUUGAGCCAGCUUAAGUCUUAAGUGUUCUCAACCAACUAAACGGAACAUAUUCAGCAAAGUUCGCGAUGUCCUUCGUGGCACAUUCACUCACGUGGCCCGCUAACUCCUGGCCCUUGUUCUUGCCUGACGUGGACGCGGCCAGACAGGAAGCUUAUCACUGGUCCUGGAGGUCGACGGCGGCGCCUCACCGAACCAUGCCCUCGGGCGGGACUUGGUUGAGACAGGUGCUCAGGCAGUACCCAGACAAGCACGCCAAGUCCUCACCGGCGUUGCCGGACACA
This is a messenger RNA of Dermacentor silvarum, 3108 nucleotides long. Its product is annotated as alpha-tocopherol transfer protein-like. The transcript is spliced from 5 exons. The record is from RefSeq and is a predicted model, not a curated record. The coding region runs from base 642 to 1469 and encodes 275 amino acids. Gene Ontology annotation, molecular function: phosphatidylinositol bisphosphate binding. Lineage: Eukaryota; Metazoa; Arthropoda; Arachnida; Ixodida; Ixodidae. Gene Ontology annotation, cellular component: membrane.